Molecule: messenger RNA, 1158 nt
Organism: Diversispora eburnea
Lineage: Eukaryota; Fungi; Glomeromycota; Glomeromycetes; Diversisporales; Diversisporaceae
Source: the annotation of a GenBank genome assembly
AUGGAAAAGAAUAUAAGUAUCAAAGUAUCUUACCAAAAAACGAAUCGUCGCUUUGCUAUUGCCAAGAAUGCCAAAUGGUCAGAACUUGAAACUUCUAUUCGAACUUUAUACUCCUUUCCUCCGACAUUCUCUUUUGCUCUAACUUACACGGAUGAAGAUAGUGAUAUUAUUACCUUACGUUCUGAUUUAGAACUUCAAGAAAUUUUAUCUCAACCUCACUCUUCAACCUUGAAAUUUACUAUAGUUCCUUAUGAGAUAGAAAACAAAGAUAUUGAAAGUAAUAUCGAUAAAGGUAUUGAAAGUAAUAUCGAUAAAGGUAUUGAAAGUAGUAUUGGUAAAGGUAUUGAAAGUAGUAUUAUUGAAAGUAGUAUUGAUAAAGAUAUUGAAAAUAAUAUCAGUAAAGACAAUAAUUUCAGUAAAGACGAUAAAUACAAUAAAUCCAAUGAUAUCAAUAAAGGCAAUAAAGACAAUGAUAUCAGUAACCUGGAAGUAGAGGAAAUAGAUCAACUUUCUCAAUAUUUCUCAAAACAACAUUCUUCUAAUCAAUCUCCUUAUGAUGAACAAAAUCACCAAGAGGAACAAACAAGCAAACCACCAUUCAUUGAUUUAGCAGCACAAUUCCAAAAACUAAUUGACCAAUUUCGUCCGUUAAUUGAACAACAUCCACGACUUAUAGAACAAGCUAAUAAUGUUAUGGAUCAAAUUUUACAUAAUAUUCCUGUAGAUCUUGAGAUGUGGACUCAAUGGUUUAAAGAUCAAAUUGCAGAUAUACAACGAAAUUUCCGUGAUGUGAAAGCAAAUAUCUCGGAUGAAGAAAAUAUAAAUAUUUUUGAUGAAAUUCAACGCUUUGCACAGAAUGCAGUUCAAAGUGGCCAAUCCAUAGCACAGAAUGCAGUUCAAAGUGGUCAAUCCAUAGCACAGAAUGCUCGUAAAUGGAGCCCUCCAUGGAUUCGUGGUGACUUUUUUAUGACUGAAGAGGAAAUCAAUGAAAAAUUAACAUCAUUACGUUCGAUGGGAUUCCGAAAUGAUAAGGAAAAUGAAGAAUUAUUGAAAAAAUAUUAUGGAAAUGUAGAAAAAGUAGUUGAAAUUUUGCUUUCAGAGCAAAAUGAUUCCGAGUAUACUUUUGUGGAUAAUGAAGUUCAAAUGGAAGAUUUGUAG